Molecule: messenger RNA, 1480 nt
Organism: Hyposmocoma kahamanoa
Lineage: Eukaryota; Metazoa; Arthropoda; Insecta; Lepidoptera; Cosmopterigidae
Gene: ninaA
Product: peptidyl-prolyl cis-trans isomerase B1-like
Exons: 6
Coding region: 41-751 (236 amino acids)
Biological process (GO): protein peptidyl-prolyl isomerization
Cellular component (GO): intracellular membrane-bounded organelle
Molecular function (GO): peptidyl-prolyl cis-trans isomerase activity
Source: RefSeq, a predicted model, not a curated record
GCUUACUUUAUCAUAUUGUAUUAUAAUCAUUGUCAUAAAAAUGAGUUCUGUUAAAAAGUUAUUGUUGAUUAUAACUAUGUUUCAUUGCCUGUACAUGAGUGAUGGUCGUCAAUUUAGAGUCACUGAUCAAGUUUUCUUUGAGAUCCAUAGAGAAGAUCAUACUCUUGGAAGAAUUGUUAUUGGCCUCUUUGGUGAUCUAGCUCCGAAGGCUGUCAAAAACUUUAAGGUCCUCGCUACAAAAGGAAUUAAUGGCAAAUCUUAUAAAGGCACUCGUUUUAAUAGGAUUAUCAAGAGGUUUAUGGUACAAGGUGGUGAUAUUGUGUCUGAUGAUGGAACUGGAUCCAUAAGCAUCUAUGGGGAGACAUUUGAAGACGAAAACCUAGACACUCAGCACAGUAUGGCUGGAUUUGUGUCUAUGGCUAACAAAGGGAGAGAUACAAACGGAUGUCAAUUUAUAAUAACUACCACUGGCACACCUUGGCUGGAUAACUUGCAUACAGUAGUUGGAAAAGUAAUAGAAGGCCAAAACAUUAUUCACAUGGUGGAGCACACUCCCACUGACGGGGAAGAUCGGCCGCUGGCACGUGUCUUCAUUGCCGAUUGCGGAAUUGUGUUUACCCCACAGCCAUUCUACAUUUCCGAUGACCCAUAUGAUCUUUGGUCAUGGAUCAAGGCAUCUGCGGUUCCUCUCACUAUGUCCUUCUCGAUCCUUGGCUUCUUCCAAUGGAUGAUGACGAAGAUGGAAAUAUAAAUGUAAUUAGAAUUUUAUAUAAUAACUACGAAAAUACUACAUUUAAUACCACAAACAUAUUUGGUAUUAAAUGUAGUAGUUUUAACAUAUAUUUCAUAUAUUUAUGUUUCACUGAUUCAUUUUAAGCUCACUCGGGUUAUGGUAAAUUUUUAUUGAAAAUGCCAAAAUUCCUAAAUAACUCAAUUUUUGACAUUACGACGUGAUCGCAUAAUUUUUCGCACGAUCAUCAUUUCAUUUUGUCAUUGUUCAACAUCUUGUGGCACUAGUGGAAAUCUUAUCGUGGAGUAUCGCGUGACUAUAUUUACCGGCCAUUAUUUUACACUAUCAUACAAUAUGUUACUUGGAAUAUGAAUUGAAAAAAUAUUGUUUCGUUGCGAUAAUACCGGCCGGUAUUUCGCACCUGCUUAUAAAACCGCAAACAAAAUGUAACAACUACAAAAAUACCGUUAUAACAUUGCGGAAGUUACGACCAGUAUUUCGCACCUGGGUGGGAGCGAUUUAAAAUGGAACCUUGAAACCCUUUAAAUGUAACAGGAAAUACCAAAUUCAUAUUUACAUUUUGAUAUAGUUCUGUUUUAUAAUUUUAAGGUUUGCAUUUUGUUUCUUCAUAAUUCUUCAUAACUGGUAUACUAGCAAAUUUUGGAUGUGGGUAAUUUUCAGAUUAGUUUUCUCUACAUAAUUUUGGUGGCAAUUUUCAUUAUUCAAGUAAGUAUUCGAGUAAAUUAUCGU